ACGAGUAGUGUGAGAGCGCCGCAACCUCGCGCUGCUGCAGAUGAAGCAUGGCAGUCGACCGCGAGACAAAGCCUGACCGAGCCGAGCAUGAGCGCGUGCACCGGCAGCCCUUCCUCAUCGGGGUGGCUGGAGGGACCGCCAGCGGCAAGUCCUCAGUGUGCAGUAAGAUCAUGGAGCUCCUGGGGCAGAAUGAGAUCGACCACCACCAGCGACAAGUGGCCAUCCUCAGCCAGGACAGCUUCUACAGGGUCCUCACCCGGGAGCAGAAGGCCAAGGCCCUCAAGGGCCAGUUCAACUUCGACCACCCAGAUGCAUUUGACAACGACCUCAUUAUUUCGACUUUGUGGGACCUCAAGAAGGGACAAACGGUUCACAUCCCUGUGUACGACUUUGUUUCCCACUCCAGGAAGGAGGAGACGGUGACGGUGUACCCGGCGGACGUGGUGCUGUUUGAGGGCAUCCUCAUGUUCUAUUCUCAGGAGAUCCGUGACCUUUUCCAGAUGAAGCUGUUUGUGGACACCGACGCAGACACACGUCUGUCUCGAAGAGUUCUGCGUGACAUCGGUGAACGUGGACGGGACUUGGAGAGCGUUCUGGCGCAGUACAUUACUUUUGUCAAGCCUGCGUUUGAGGAGUUCUGUCUGCCAACCAAGAAAUACGCUGAUGUGAUCAUACCGAGAGGAGUGGACAACCUCGUUGCCAUAAACCUCAUCGUUCAGCACAUCCAGGAUAUUCUGACCGGGGGUAUGACCAAGCGGCUGAACGGCUGGUUUAACGGGUGUGGAGCGACGAAGAAGCAGCCGAGCAUGGAGUCCAGCAGCCGGCCCCACUGAGGGGCCCCCGGGCAGCGGCCCCAGGAGGCCCCGAGCAGCAGGGUCAGGAGCGUCCAUCGGUACCAACCCAAUGUGCUUGGAUUGUUUCUGACGAUCAAAAGGCCUGUUUUGAGAUGAUUCUGUUAGGACUGAUGAAAUGAAUAAGGGACACCAGUCCUCUGUGGAGCUGGUUUAAGGGUUGUUGUGUUUAGUUCCUUUUUUCUCUUUAACUCAUGUACUCUGGGCUACCUUAUGAUUUAAUUUCUCUCUGCUGCUCGCCUUUGCCACGGCACUGAAACUCACUGAAGAAUGGUGUCUAAAACAAGAUGUCCGAACACUUGACAGCCUUCAGACAUACAAUAAAUACAGUGUAGCAACAUGCUUUAAAGCAGGCAGGGCCUUACAUAUCUCACUACUCUAACAGGUGCAACAUACCUUUAUCAAUACAACUUGAAAUAUUUGUUCGAACUCUGUAUGAAGGAUAUUUUAACUUGCAAUUCAAAUGUACUGAGUUUUCUGUCUCUAUGUCCCUAGUUGUACCUCCUCUGUUUCAUUCAAAAACUGAAUUUGUGUAACGAACCAACCGAUUCCACCUCAAAUCAUCUGAUGUAUGACAUCACCAAAGAUCAUUGUCUGUGCCAUCUGUGUAGAACAAUUGUCUUUUUUUUCUUCUCUAUGCGAUACUGCCAUUACUGCAAUCCAUUUAAUGUGAUGUUGGUAACAUUAAGAAUUGCUUACGUUAAGAAAUAACCACAAAGUAUUAUUUCCAUUGAUUACUAUUAACUUGAUGCAUACGUAUGCAAGUUUAAUUUAAAGACACACUGAAGAUGGUGUUACUAAAUGCAUUGAGUUGUAAAAUGUCAUGAAGUACUAAGUACACAAUGUGUUCUGUAAAUGUUUAAUGGAGUUUUCUUCUUGUAUACAUUUUGUCAUGAUAAAGUUCUCAGGUACUCUUUGUUUGCUUGAGUUGACGC
Molecule: messenger RNA, 1786 nt
Organism: Notothenia coriiceps (black rockcod)
Lineage: Eukaryota; Metazoa; Chordata; Actinopteri; Perciformes; Nototheniidae
Gene: uck2a
Product: uridine-cytidine kinase 2a
Exons: 7
Coding region: 48-833 (261 amino acids)
Molecular function (GO): ATP binding; kinase activity
Source: RefSeq, a predicted model, not a curated record